AGUAUAAUAUUCGAACCUAUCGCACAAAUUUCAAAUUUAAUGUCGGAAUUAAAUACUAUAUCGAUUCAAUAAAAGUCCGGUCUUCCGCCGCUCCAGUCUACAAGAGAAGUGGAAGAACAGAACUGAAGCUCACCAAGAGCGCUGAUGGCUAACAACUCCCACAAAGUUGCUGUCGCUCUCAUCCUCCUCGUUUCCCUGGUCAUUUCGACAAUUGGAGAUGAAGUUAGACAUGGGAAGUUCCCUCUGGUUGUGAGCACCUGGCCAUUCUUGGAAGCUGUUAGAGCUGCAUGGGAGACUGUAGAGAGUGGGCUUUCGGCGAUUGAUGCAGUCGUAGAAGGUUGCUCUGCUUGUGAGCAACUGAGAUGCGAUGGUACAGUUGGUCCCGGUGGAAGCCCAGAUGAGAAUGGAGAAACUACAAUUGAUGCGAUGAUAAUGAAUGGGGUGACAAUGGAGGUUGGAGCUGUUGCUGCAAUGAGGUAUGUCAGUGAUGGCAUCAAAGCUGCAAGAUUAGUGAUGCAGCAUACAGAACACACUUUGCUUGUUGGAGAGCAAGCAUCAAUAUUUGCAAUUUCUAUGGGUCUUCCUGGCCCCACUAACCUGAGCUCUGAAGAAUCUAUAGAGAAGUGGAUAAAUUGGAAAAAGAACAGAUGCCAGCCAAAUUUUCGGAAAAAUGUGCUGCCAGUUAAUGAUUGUGGUCCAUAUCAUCUGAAGAGUAGCUCGAACCUGGGUGAGAAAGUAUGCUUGAACAAUGUGAGGGUUGGUCUUGAUGAAUCUAGCUCAUACCAUUUUGGUCUCCAUAACCAUGAUACAAUAGCGAUGGCUGUUAUUGACAAAACGGGACUUAUAGCUAUUGGUACCUCAACAAAUGGCGCCACUUUUAAGAUCCCUGGCAGGGUUGGUGAUGGACCUAUUGCUGGUUCUUCUGCAUAUGCUGACACGGAAGUAGGAGCUUGUGGGGCAAGUGGCGAUGGUGACAUCAUGAUGCGCUUUCUCCCUUGCUAUCAAGUCGUGGAGAGUAUGAGGUUAGGCAUGGAACCUAAGCUUGCUGCUGUAGAUGCCAUUGCAAGAAUUGCAAGGAAAUACCCCGAUUUUGUGGGAGGGGUUUUUGCAGUUGAUAAGAAUGGCACGCAUGCAGGUGCAUGCCAUGGUUGGACCUUUCAGUACUCAGUGAGGAGCCCUCACAUGGCUGAUGUGGUGGUUUAUACCGUCAAACCACAAAUAUCAACUGCUUGAUGCACUCACUUCUGCAGCAUGCCUACCUCCUACAUUCUUCUUAUCGUCUGCAUUCCUCACAUAUUUUUUUUUCUUUUUUGGUAGAUUGCGCUUAAUGUUGUGUGAUGCUGCAGACAGUUAAAGAUUUGCUUGGGAGAUCUAUUGCUUGAAGUAUAUUUUCUUUACCAA
Molecule: messenger RNA, 1401 nt
Organism: Salvia miltiorrhiza (redroot sage)
Lineage: Eukaryota; Viridiplantae; Streptophyta; Magnoliopsida; Lamiales; Lamiaceae
Product: probable isoaspartyl peptidase/L-asparaginase 3
Exons: 7
Coding region: 145-1233 (362 amino acids)
Biological process (GO): protein deglycosylation
Molecular function (GO): N4-(beta-N-acetylglucosaminyl)-L-asparaginase activity
Source: RefSeq, a predicted model, not a curated record